Babesia bigemina is the source of this 1059-nucleotide messenger RNA. RefSeq lists its product as hypothetical. Lineage: Eukaryota; Apicomplexa; Aconoidasida; Piroplasmida; Babesiidae. The record is from RefSeq and is a predicted model, not a curated record. The coding region runs from base 1 to 1059 and encodes 352 amino acids. The transcript has a single exon.
AUGGCCACAGUUUUAGACGCGCUCCUGCAUUCCCUCGGAGAGCUUUCUAAACGAAGCGUCAAGCGUUCGGCGCACGUCUGGAGCGCUCGGCUGGGCGAGAUCUACAACAGGCGGCAGAACAUAUCGCCUAGCCAGGUGCCCGUUAUAGUCCGAUGCAUCGUUGACAACCAUCUGGAGACUCACCCUAAAAGCAAGGCGCUGUUGGAGCACUUUUCCCCAAUUUCCAUCCAACUGGAGGGCGUUGCAGCAGCCGACGUUGCCGCUAUUUGCUACGCAUUCAGCGCCAUUGGUCAGGACGCCGCGGCGGAGUCGCUGCUACGGGACUGCUGGCAUCGUGCAGAGGCGAUCUCGGAAGACCUGCGUGGAUACCGCGAUUUAGUUAGAGUCACAUCUCUAGCCACCAGUAAGCAAUUGGCAGGGGGCGGGGGGGAUGUUAGAGGCUGCGCGCAACAAGGUGGCGCAUCAGAAUUGUGCGAACGAGUUAUUGAUGACACUUCGGGCAAGCUACGUGCCCUACAGUGCAGUUUGAACACCAGCGGUGUUUACAACUCAGUUGCCGGUGACCUUCUCGUGGAAACCGUGUACCUCUGCAACCUUGUCAAGAGGAGCGCGUCGUUUUUCAAUGGCUCGAAUCGGUGGAUUGACUUCGCGUCGAUAGACGGGCGCGUUCGCAUAUCCCACCUGCUGGCGCAUAACCACAGGAGUGUUCUAGAACAACAAAUCGCCUCAGCAAGCUUCCAAGACACCCUUGCAGUGCUUCGUCACCUCAUGUACAUGCGGCAUCAUCAGCAGGACCACAUCCACCAGUUGUUCAACCGGCUCUGCUCAACCGCCGGCAAGUCUACGCGCAUGUGCCGCUCCGAAGCCUGCUCGAUUCUGGACAACUUCAUCCAUGUGCUACGAGCGGCAGCGGACGCUAGGGCCGGAACCCCAGCCGCCGACUCCACGCAGCAGCUGCUUGCAUAUCUUACCGGAAUACGGCGAACAGGAGUUUUGAGCGGCGGUCACAUAUCUACACAUCGCUGGAACUACCCGGUUAUGCUGCCUGGAAAUGGAUGA